UACACGAAUUUCGUAAUUCGAAACGAACUGGUGCGAUUUCAGCCGGCGAGCAGGAGAAAAUGUCCGCAGCGGAUCAGGACCCCGUGGAACUGAUGCUAAAGAAGACCGGCUGCAUAGAGCUCCACUACAAGGUGCAGGAGUGCAUCGCCGAGACGGGCGACUGGAGGGCUUGCCAGGACAAGGUGAAGGAGUUCCGGGCGUGCAUGCAGAAGUACGUGGAGCAGCAGAGCCAGAAGUAUGCCCACGUCAAGUAG
Drosophila takahashii is the source of this 254-nucleotide messenger RNA. Its product is annotated as cytochrome c oxidase assembly factor 4 homolog, mitochondrial. The record is from RefSeq and is a predicted model, not a curated record. Gene Ontology annotation, cellular component: mitochondrial intermembrane space. Gene Ontology annotation, biological process: mitochondrial respiratory chain complex IV assembly. Lineage: Eukaryota; Metazoa; Arthropoda; Insecta; Diptera; Drosophilidae.